Cyprinodon tularosa is the source of this 1569-nucleotide messenger RNA. Its product is annotated as tripartite motif-containing protein 35-like. The record is from RefSeq and is a predicted model, not a curated record. The transcript is spliced from 2 exons. NCBI's taxonomy places the organism in Eukaryota, Metazoa, Chordata, Actinopteri, Cyprinodontiformes, Cyprinodontidae. The coding region runs from base 133 to 1527 and encodes 464 amino acids. Gene Ontology annotation, molecular function: zinc ion binding; protein binding.
UUCUGAUCAUUCAGACCAAACCAGCAGCUUCCUCUGAGUGAGUCCAGCUGCAGGAGAGAAAAGUGGAAACCUCCAACACUGCUGCUUCAAGCUGCUCACACUCCACACACUGAAGCUUCACUCAGAGACUAAAUGGCUUCCAGGUUAGAGGAGGAUCUCUGCUGUCCGGUCUGUCAGGACGUCUUUAAGGAUCCAGUUCUUCUGUCAUGUAGCCACAGCUUCUGUAAGGAGUGUCUGGAGAACUGGUGGAGAGAGAAACCAGUAAAAGAGUGUCCAGUUUGUAAAACAAUUAGUCUCACCCCAAAUCCUCCAUGUAAUCGGGUUCUGAAGAACCUGUGUGAGACCUUCUUACAGGAGAGAGACCAGAGAGCUUCAGAGGAUCUCUGCAGUCUGCACUCUGAGAAAUUCAAACUCUUCUGUCUCGACCAUCAGCAGCCAGUGUGUGUCGUCUGCAGAGAUUCAAAUGUCCACAGAAACCACAGUUUUGUACCUAUAGAUGAAGCUGCACAUGAAAUAAAAAUAAGUCUUUGUUCGUCUUUAGAAACCUUGAAGAAGAUGCUGGAGGUAAGGAAGAAAGUUCAAGAGGAGUUUGAUCAGACAGCAGAACACAUGAAGGUCCAGGCCCGACACACAGAGAGGCUGAUUAAGGAGCAGUUUAAGAAGCUUCAUCAGUUUCUAGCAGAGGAAGAGGAGGCCAGGCUGGCUGCACUGAGGGAGGAAGAGGAGCAGAAGAGAGGGAUGAUGAAGGAGAAGAUGGAGGCUCUGAGCAGAGAGAUAGCAGCUCUUUCAGACACAGUCAGAGCCACAGAGGAGGAGCUGAGAGCUGAAGACGUCUCAUUCCUGAACAACUACAAGGCUGCAGUGGAAAGAGUCCAGCGCUGCCCCCUGCUCGAGGAUCCACAGCUGCCCUCAGGAGCUCUGAUAGACCAGGCCAAACAUCUGGGCAACCUGGCCUUCAACAUCUGGAGCAACAUGAAGAACAUGGUGUCCUACACUCCUCUCAUCCUGGACCCAAACACUGCUGGUUCAGAACUCGUCCUGUCUGAAGACCUGACCAGUGGGACUGUAGGAGAGGAACAAAAGCUUCUUGAUAAUCCAGAGAGGUUUGGGUUUUGGUCCUGUUCUGUCCUGAGUUCUGAGGGCUUUAACUCAGGGAAUCACAGCUGGGAUGUUGAUGUUGGAGACAGUGGAGGUUGGAGACUUGGUGUGUUAGAAGAGUCUACCAAGAGGAAGGGAAUUAUAGUGUCUGGAUUGUUGAUUAUAUGGUUGUUUGAAGGGAAAUACUAUGCGCAAUCUCCACCAGCUCCUCCUGAAGUUCUGUCAGUAGAGAAGAAGCUCCAGAGGAUCCGAGUGAAUCUGGACUGGGACAGAGGAAAGCUGUCCUUCUCUGAUCUGGAGACAAACACACAUAUACACAGCUUUCACACACACAAAUUCACUGACAAGAUGUUUCCAUUAUUUUCCACUGGUGAUGAUACAGUAAAAAUCUUACCCAUGAAGAUCUCAGUGAGCAAACAGCAGCUCUGAUGUUCUCAGCAUGAAGAACACAAAGUCCAAAUGAAACCUUAU